This is a messenger RNA of Hevea brasiliensis (rubber tree), 1152 nucleotides long. RefSeq lists its product as uncharacterized. The record is from RefSeq and is a predicted model, not a curated record. Bases 161 to 892 code for a protein of 243 amino acids. The transcript is spliced from 11 exons. Lineage: Eukaryota; Viridiplantae; Streptophyta; Magnoliopsida; Malpighiales; Euphorbiaceae. Gene Ontology annotation, molecular function: phosphatase activity. Gene Ontology annotation, biological process: dephosphorylation.
UAUUCCUUUCUCCGUAAAUUUCUCUUGUAAUUACCUUCAGUUUUCCUUCCUGCUCUGCUGUCUACAGCCCUAAUUUGCAAAUUGAUGUAAAACUCGAAGAAUUGAGAGAGAGAGCCGCAAUUCCUUAAAGUCCAAAAGCCACAGACUAGCUAGGGUUAAAAUGGCUUCUUUUGGGUCUCUAAAAUCGGCAAUCUACGACAGAGAAGAGAGAAAACAGCAAUACCAAGCUUACAUUCGAGGUCUCAACGCCUACGAUCGGCACAAGAAAUUCUUGAACGAUUAUGUUAGCUUCUAUGGGAAAGAUAAGUCUUCAAAUGUGAAAUUGCCAGUUAAAACGGACCGGGACACCCUAAGAGAAGGAUAUCGGUUCAUACGUACCGAGGAAGAUGAUAUGGAUACAUCCUGGGAGCAAAGGUUGGUGAAGCGCUACUAUGAUAAGCUUUUUAAAGAAUACUGCAUAGCUGACAUGUCACAAUACAAGAGUGGAAAGAUUGGUUUGAGAUGGAGAACAGAGAAGGAAGUCAUAUCUGGGAAAGGGCAGUUUGUAUGUGGUAACAAGCAUUGUGAUGAAAAAAAUGGCUUGGCAAGCUAUGAGGUGAACUUUUCUUAUUUUGAAGCUGGUGAAAACAAGCAAGCCCUUGUUAAGUUGGUAACUUGUGAAAGAUGUGCAGAAAAGCUUAACUACAAAAAUAAGAAAGAAAAGGAGCAAUUAGAGAAAAGGGAAAAGGAAGAGCAUAAAAGAAAGAGGGAAACAGAAAGGAUUAAUGAUGAUUCUGAUAAUGAAGGGGCCAAAGAGAAGAGGAAAAGAGGUAAAAAGGCUUCAAUAUCAGGAGACAAUCACAAAACUGAUGAUGAGAACUUCGAUGAAUUUCUUGAGGGAAUGUUUCCAUAACUGAGUGGGUGCCCGCUGCUGCGAGCCUACCCGAAUGUUAGUAAUCUUAUGUUUGACAACGUAUCUAUCCAAAAAGGAAGUAUUGCAGCAUGGUACCAUACCAAGAUGCCAGUAGAUCCUGUAUUGAGCUGAACACUUACUCUGUAAAUUUUCAAAGAAAAAGUUGUUUUUGACAAGAAGAUUAAGGGGGGAAAUGGUCGUGCGUGUAAUUUUGGAGAGCAUGAAGCAUGUGUAAAAUAUCCCAAGUUUUGGAUUCCAAA